This is a messenger RNA of Geodia barretti, 1749 nucleotides long. The record is from the annotation of a GenBank genome assembly. NCBI's taxonomy places the organism in Eukaryota, Metazoa, Porifera, Demospongiae, Tetractinellida, Geodiidae.
AUGGGCAUCGGAGGGGAGGCAGGUCAGGGAAUUGCCACGCCGGGCGACAUCUUCGCUCGCAUCAUUGUCCGUCGCGGGCUGCACCUCAGUACCUACAACGCCUACCAGUCCAUCAUCCGGGGCGGGCAUAUCUUUCUGACGCUCCGUAUCUGUGACGAAGAGAUCUUCACCCACGGUGACAAGCUGGAUCUCCUGCUGUGCCUGAACCAGGACACGAUGGACCGCCACCAGCGGCUGAUCGGCCCGGGGGGUCGUGUGCUCUACAACAGCGACAGCAUCACUCCCGGCGAGUCCAACGGGGCCGACCUCUGUGGCAUUCCCGUAGGGGAACUCACCCAGAGCCGCAACCGCCUCAUCCAGAAUACCGUGGCCAUGGGCGCGGUUACCUGUCUGAUGGGCGUAGAUUUCCAGGUGCUUCAGGAAAGCCUCGAGCUUCGCUUCUCCCGACAGGGCCAGCAGGUCGUAGACCAGAACGUGGAAGUGGCAAAGGCAGGGUUCGACUACGCCCAGUCCAACUUCCGCACCUUCGCACAGCCUCUACCAGAUGGCGGCAAGCCGCUGGCAGUGUGGUCGGGCAACGACGCGAUCGCGAUGGGUGGCGCUGCGGCCGGCGUGAAGUUCUACGCGGCAUACCCGAUGAGCCCCGCCUCCGGCAUCCUCCACUGGAUGGCCUCCAACGCCCGCAACCUGGGCAUCAUGGUGCGGCAGGUUGAGGACGAGAUCGGCGUUUCAAACAUGGUUAUCGGAGCGGCCCACACCGGUGUCCGCUCCAUGUGCGCUACCUCCGGCGGCGGUUUUGCCCUGAUGACCGAGGCUGUCGGCGCGGCAAGCAUGAUGGAGAUUCCUGCCGUCUAUAUCGAUGUGCAGCGUGCCGGCCCGUCCACGGGCGUGCCGACCAAGACCGAGCAGGGAGACUUGUGGCAGGUCCUCGGCGCCAGCCAGGGCGACUAUGAGCGCUUGAUUGCUGCCCCGUACAAUGCGCUGGACGCCUUCGACACGAUGCCUGAACUGUUCAACCUUACCGACAGGCUUCAGUGCCCUGGCAUACUGAUUUCCGACCUGCUCAUUUCCGAAGGUCGAUACAGCGUUGACCCAGACAGCAUUAAUAUGCAUCCGGUCAUCGACCGUGGCCAGAUGAUCUCGGAACCCGUGUCGCCAAACGGUUACAAGCGCUAUGAGAAUACGGACAGCGGUAUCUCUCCCCGAGCCGUUCCGGGCUUGGAGGGAUAUGUUCACGUGGUGGCCACCGACGAGCACGACGAGGACUCGACCCUGAUCAGCGACGAGUUCACCAACCCUCACAAGCGGCGCAUGAUGGUGGAAAAGCGCGGCCGCAAGAUGCAGGGCGCCUUGGCCAUGAUUGCCCCGCCGGAGUUGGAUGGCCCCGCCGAUGCGGAGGUCACCCUGGUGGGCUGGGGCUCCACCCAGGGAGCAAUCGAGGAGGCAAGGGGGCAGUUGGCAGAGCGGGGAGUAACCGCCAACCAGUUGUCCAUUAAGUGGAUCGUGCCUUUCCACGCCGACCACAUUCUGCAGAUCCUGAGCAGUGCGAAGAAGGUCAUCAUCGUGGAGAACAGCUACUCCGGGCAGUUCGCGCGGUACCUGCGCAGCGAGACCGGAUUCGCCGCCCACGGGCACAUCCGCAAAUACGACGGCGAGCCGUUCAUGCCCCACCACAUUGCCGAUGGCGUGAUGGAGCAGGUGGCGGAGAAAGUCAGCAGCUAUGUCCCAUACCAGGAAGUGAUGGUAUAG